Zalophus californianus (California sea lion) is the source of this 2212-nucleotide messenger RNA. RefSeq names its product ubiquitin like domain containing CTD phosphatase 1 (gene UBLCP1). The transcript is spliced from 11 exons. Lineage: Eukaryota; Metazoa; Chordata; Mammalia; Carnivora; Otariidae. The record is from RefSeq and is a predicted model, not a curated record. Gene Ontology annotation, molecular function: protein serine/threonine phosphatase activity; protein binding. Gene Ontology annotation, biological process: protein dephosphorylation. Bases 194 to 1150 code for a protein of 318 amino acids. Gene Ontology annotation, cellular component: nucleus.
GUGCCGCGCGGUCUCCAGCGCGUUUCCGUUUCAAACCUGAACUUCCGGUUCGUUAGCCGGUUCCGGUCCUCGUUUUUCACUUCCGGUCGCCCUCGGUUCCGCUGCGGCCGGUUCCUGCGUCCACUGCUGCCGGUUCCGCCGCGCUCCAGGUAUCUUUUUCUGAGUGAAAGCUGCUUGAUCAUAUGUUUCAAGGAUGGCUCUCCCUAUCAUCGUAAAAUGGGGUGGACAGGAAUAUUCAGUGACCACACUUUCAGAAGAUGAUACCGUGUUAGAUCUCAAACAGUUUCUUAAGACCCUUACAGGAGUGCUACCAGAACGCCAAAAGUUACUUGGACUCAAAGUUAAAGGCAAACCUGCAGAAAAUGAUGUUAAGCUUGGAGCUCUCAAACUGAAACCAAAUACUAAAAUCAUGAUGAUGGGAACUCGUGAGGAGAGCUUGGAAGAUGUCUUAGGUCCACCUCCUGACAAUGAUGAUGUUAUCAACGACUUUGAUAUUGAAGAUGAAGUAGUUGAAGUAGAAAAUAGGGAAGAAAACCUACUGAAAAUUUCUCGCAGAGUAAAAGAGUAUAAAGUGGAAAUUUUGAAUCCUCCCAGGGAAGGGAAAAAGCUUUUGGUACUAGAUGUUGAUUAUACGUUAUUUGACCAUAGGUCUUGUGCAGAGACUGGAGUAGAAUUAAUGCGACCAUAUCUUCAUGAAUUCCUAACAUCUGCAUAUGAGGAUUAUGACAUUGUUAUUUGGUCCGCAACAAAUAUGAAGUGGAUUGAAGCUAAAAUGAAAGAGCUGGGAGUGAGCACAAAUGCAAAUUAUAAGAUUACCUUCAUGUUGGACAGUGCUGCUAUGAUAACAGUGCAUACUCCAAGGAGAGGAUUAAUAGACGUAAAGCCUCUUGGUGUUAUAUGGGGAAAGUUUUCGGAGUUUUACAGCAAAAAAAACACCAUAAUGUUUGAUGACAUUGGAAGAAAUUUUCUAAUGAACCCACAGAAUGGACUAAAGAUAAGACCUUUUAUGAAAGCGCACCUAAAUCGAGAUAAAGACAAAGAACUUUUAAAAUUAACUCAGUACCUCAAGGAGAUAGCAAAAUUAGAUGACUUCUUGGACCUAAACCACAAAUAUUGGGAAAGGUAUCUGUCAAAGAAGCAAGGACAAUAGUUACAAGUUAUACUGGCAGUUAUUGAGGAUACUUGAGAUCAUGAACCUCUUGCUUUUAUGCUAGAAAUCAUUAUGAUAGUGCUGGACACUGCAGUGAAUAUCAGACUGCUUAUACUUGGUCUUCCAGUUUUUUGUAAAUUUAAUUUUAUAUUUUUUGAAGAUCAUAGCAAUAUGCUAAAAAAAUCCUUUUUUCCCCCUCUAUGAAUAUACUCUUACCCUUGAAAAAUAUUUUCUCCAGCAUUGAGUACUGAGUUCCCCCCCCCCCCCCCCCCCCCAAAACACAAAAGUCGACAAAAAUGUAUACUCAACAAUGUCAUUUUGUGACUUUGGAAACAAGUUAUGUCUUGCGUUUUUGUUUCAUUGUGUUGUUGUCUGACUAAAUCAAAGACCAAACCCAUCUUGCAACUACUCCUUUUCCCUUUAAAACAAAACAAAACAAAAAAAAGUUUUUGCAUAAGGAUCCUAGUUUGGUAUGCUUAAAAUCACCAAGAGUUUUUUUAUUCCUUUGUCAUAGACACCGUUUCUCUUCUUACUGUGCACUAUUUACAUCUCUAAAUUUUGAGCUGUCUCAGUUUGGUCUAUAUGUGUGUCCGUGUUUUUUGAGUAAAACUGGAAAACGUCAGCUGUGAUACAAGUGUGUCUCAUAGUAUGAGAAAUAGAAAACAUAAGACUGAAGAAUACAAACUAAGGAACAAAAGUUAUUUCUUUUUGGUGGCUAAGUAGAAGCACUUCUGCCUAAAACCGUUGUCAUGAAAGCAACUAAAGGCAAUACAUUUUUAAGGGGACAGCCCUAAAAAGCAUGAACAAAAAGUUUUUGUUCUGUUCCAGCUAUAUCUUGUCUAAUUGCAAACACUGUGUCUCAGUGAAAAUAUUUAGCCAUAAGAUUAAAAAAAAUUAUUUGCAAUGCUUACACCUGCAGAUAUGUAAUGUGACCACUGUUUUGUGUUGACAGUAUUGCUUUACAGUUCUUAUAUUUGAAAGGAAUCUGAUCCUUUCAAAUAAACAUGGUGUAUAUUGUUCUCACGGGACUAUUUCAGUGGUGUAAAUAAUAAAUACUUUUUC